Molecule: messenger RNA, 1422 nt
Organism: Exophiala viscosa
Lineage: Eukaryota; Fungi; Ascomycota; Eurotiomycetes; Chaetothyriales; Herpotrichiellaceae
Product: 30S ribosomal protein S5e
Exons: 3
Coding region: 31-1125 (364 amino acids)
Biological process (GO): translation; ribosomal small subunit assembly
Cellular component (GO): mitochondrial small ribosomal subunit; ribosome
Molecular function (GO): mRNA binding; structural constituent of ribosome; rRNA binding
Source: RefSeq, a predicted model, not a curated record
GACCCCGGAGCUGUUCACUCUACAAUUUCCAUGACUCUUUUAAUGCACAUUCAUUCAACGUCGUCAAUCAUCACAAUGCCGCCUCGAUUAUCACUGUUCACCGCUCGCUCGGUGCCGUUUCGGACGAAGCCAUCAAUUCCUCAAAACCGGUUCGCACCAAGCCUCGUCUCUCAGAGAAAAGCAAGUGACGAUGCCUCGACAAAGACGACACCCGUCGACCCGAAUCUGAAGAGUCCCGAGAUGGAGUCUAACAUGCACGUCUCGGAAGAGCAGGCCGCGAUGGAUGAAACCAUGGGCAAUACCCCACCAGACAUCGAGCAAGGCACGCCGGUGCAGGAGAUCCUACAACGCGACAAGGGCGCACAAGAAAAAGCACCAGAGGUGAUCAAGCAAGAUCUGAAGAACAACCAUAGUACAGGCACACCGUCAGGAACGCGGUCAUUCUCCACGAGCGCCCGACGACCCGCCGAAGUUGCAUCAGAGAUGAUACGUUUCGAAGACACGAGAGUGAUGGGGCUGGAAUAUCCCGACGCCGGCUUUGGACAUAAAUUUGCGUUGCCGGACAUUUCGUCGUGGCAGAAGUCGGACAACAUGAAGAAACGGUACGAUCCGGUCCUGCAGCAGGUCACACGCAGUCUGAUGAGACACGGGAAAUUGAGCAAGGCACAGACUAACAUGGCCAUAAUUCUCAAUACCCUGCGCACUGCACCCGUACCUGCAGGCGAUGCAACGGCCUCGGACCGUGCAUUGUUGUUGGAUGUGCCCCGGGACGCGCUCCCACUUGAACCGGUCAAGUAUUUGACGGCCGUGGUCGAUUCGGUGGCCCCACUGGUCAAGAUCCGUCAGCAAAAAGGUGUUCUGGGUGGAGGUCAGAGCAUGCCUAUCCCCGUACCUCUCAGUGUGCGUCAGCGGCGGAGGACGGCGAUCCAGUGGAUUCUCAUGGCGGCGGAGAAUCGGAGAGAGUUGGCGCUCGCGGACCGUGUGGCCAAGGAGAUUAUCAAUGUCGCUGAGGGGCGGAGUGGUGCGUGGGAGCGCAGGCAGAGGGUGCAUAAGAUGGCGAUCAGUGCGAGAGCGAACAUCAAGGCUGUUUCGUCUGUUAGAGUCAAGUCGAUUCGCGGGAAAUAGUUCACGACCCACCAUGGCAGCGGUGUUGAACUACAAUAGGGCUCGAGAGCUUGAGUGCAUGGCUGUAUGGGUGGCGGAUCAUGUGUAUAUAUUACGACACGGCAUGGCAUUCAAAAAGCAUGAAGCAUGAAAGCGUGGAUUGGGGGCAAUGUACUCUGUACAUACAGAAUGAUGAGAGUUGGCUCAAGUUGUAUGAACAAGGUUUAUAUUUCCGUAGAAAUGUCGACAUUGAUGGUCUUCUGGAAGUACCUAGGUAGUGACAUAGUCCAAGGGCAACUGGUCCCUGACGUUGCAGAA